UUGCUUAUUAAUUUACCUUGACACACGUAAUGUUCGGCGAGUUUAUAUAUAUCAGUUAUAAACGACGCUCUGCAUUGAACAUUGAGCAAGCUUUGAGUUUGGUGUUGGAUAAAAAAAUGGGUGCCAUAUUUUACUCGCUCGUGGUUUUGAUGCAAGUGACUGCGUUGCUGUCUACAUCUCCUCCAAAAUGCAAGCCAUCAGACUCCGAUUGCCUGAAGUCAGCGGCUCAAGCCUUGACCCCGCUGCUGGCGGCCGGCAUGCCCGCGCUCGGCACGGAGCCGCUAGACGUCAUGCGCGUCGACGAGAUCCGCAUGGACCUGGCCGGCCUGCGGCUCAACAUGACCAACUCCAGUAUCAAGGGACUUAAGAACGCAGUUAUUGACAAAAUCAAAUUCGACAUGACUAAAAAGCAGCUGGUGAUUGUGUACCACGCUGACGUGGAGCUCACUGGGAAGUACAAGGCAGCCGGCCGGCUGAUCAUUCUUCCCAUCAGCGGGGAUGGAGACGUCAAGAUAGAACUCAAAAACUACAAUUCAAAGAUUUUGAUACCUUUCACCAUCGUGAAGAACAAGGAAGGCAAGGAUACGAUGCACAUGAAGGAGUUCAAAAACGAAUUUGACAUUAAAGACGGAGCUCACUAUUCGUUGACCAAUCUCUUCAAUGGCAAUAAAGUUUUGAGUGAUAGUAUGCUGAAAUUUAUGAAUGAAAAUUGGAAGCUCCUAUCCACAGAAUUCGGAGGAACCUUGAUGCAGAAACCAAACAAAAAGAUAUUUCACGUAAUUAGAAAGUAUCUACACAACAAACCCAUUGGCGAAAUCUUAGAUGUUUAAGAUUUUAUACCAAAAACUAGUCAUAAGUAUACUAAAUAGACAUGCAUGUAUAAUUUCUUUUAAUGUGAGGUGGACCUAGGACAAUUUAAGUAACCAUGUCACCAUAUUAGCUUUGUCACUAGUUUAAGUACCUAAUUAGUGAUAUUGCUUUAUUGACACACAAGUUCUCAUAUAGAAUAAGAGCCUUUUCGUGUGAACAAUUUCGGCAGCACUUCAGCUGAGCACGCCCAUAGCCCUCGGUCCAACUCAUAUUAAGGUAAGAUUCAUAUUGAGUAAGAUCAACUUGUGGCUUUAGUUAUUAUUAAUAUUCUUAUCGUGAAAAUAUUCUAAACGAAGUUUUUUGGGCCUAAAUUAAAAAGACCGAACAUCAUGUUAUCCUUGCUUGUCUUGCUUGUUAGCUAGCCCAAUUAAAAAACAAAUGGAUUCACUACAGUUCACGUGACUAAAAUUAACUAAACGAAUAAUAUUCAUCAUUGUGUAAUUAUAAGUAAAGUAUUUUUUAUGCAUUUUGACAGAUAUUGACAAUUGAUACUUUCUGCUACUUAUUCGGCCAUUUUUGGACAUUUUGGACUUUUUUCCACUAGAAAGAUAACUAAAGUUGUACUUAUCUUGCCUUUUGUGACUCAUGUGGUGUGUGUGACGUACUUUUAGAUUAGAAAAUAGACCUCAGUCAUUACUAGUUAAGUUUUUGUUUUCAAGACGUGUAAAUGACAAAUCGAUUCUUUGUUUCGUAAAUGUACGGUAUUUGUAAAUAUAGAAAACU
Messenger RNA from Cydia strobilella, 1593 nucleotides. Its product is annotated as circadian clock-controlled protein daywake-like. Lineage: Eukaryota; Metazoa; Arthropoda; Insecta; Lepidoptera; Tortricidae. Bases 30 to 830 code for a protein of 266 amino acids. The transcript has 5 exons. The record is from RefSeq and is a predicted model, not a curated record.